Rotaria sp. Silwood1 is the source of this 1497-nucleotide messenger RNA. Lineage: Eukaryota; Metazoa; Rotifera; Eurotatoria; Philodinida; Philodinidae. The record is from the annotation of a GenBank genome assembly.
AUGAAAAGUUUGUUUCAAAGAUCAUUGUUUUAUCAUAUUAAACAAGCUCAACAAAUAAAUAGUAGACGGUUAAUAUGGACUGGUCGAGAAUUAUUACGUGAUACUGAUCCGGAAAUGUAUGAAUUAAUACAAAAAGAAAAAAACAGACAAAAAAGUGGUUUGGAAAUGAUUGCAUCAGAAAAUUUUACAUCGCGUAGUGUUCUUCAAGCACUUGGAUCCUGUUUAACAAAUAAAUAUUCUGAAGGUUAUCCAGGUGUUCGAUAUUAUGGAGGAAAUGAAUAUAUUGAUGAAAUUGAAACUUUAACACAAAAACGAGCACUCGAAGCAUUUGAUUUGAAUUCAAAUGAAUGGGGUGUUAAUGUACAAGCAUUAUCAGGUGUACCAGCUAAUUUUGCUGUUUAUACUGCACUUCUGGAACCGCAUGGACGUUUUAUGGGUUUAGAUUUACCUGAUGGUGGUCAUUUAAGUCAUGGUUAUGCAACAUUAACAAAAAAAAUCUCAUCUACAAGCGCUUUUUUUGAAGCAAUGCCAUAUAAAGUUGAUCCAAAAACUGGUCUCAUAGAUUAUGAAUCUCUUUCUAAAACCUCAAAAUUAUUUCGCCCAAAAAUAAUUGUUGCUGGUACAUCAUGUUAUUCACGUAAUCUCGAAUAUGAUAAAUUUCGUUCAAUAUGUGAUGAUAUUGGUGCUAUACUUGUUGCUGAUAUGGCACAUGUUAGUGGUCUUGUUGCCGCUAAUGUUGUUGCUAAUCCAUUUCAAUAUUCUGAUAUAGUUACAACAACAACACAUAAAAGUUUACGUGGACCACGUGCUGCAUUAAUCUUUUUCCGACGUGGAAUAAAAAAGAAACAAACAACAAAAAAAGGAAUAAAAGAAGAACAAGUUGAAACAUAUGAUUAUGAAAGAAAAAUAAAUGAAGCUGUUUUUCCUGGUUUACAAGGUGGACCACAUAAUAAUACAAUAGCAGCUAUUGGUGUUGCUUUAAAAGAAGUUGCUUCAAAUGACUUUAAAUUAUAUGCAAAACAAGUUAUUAGUAAUGCUAAACAACUUGUUAAAACACUUCAAGAAAAAGGAUAUACAUUUGUUGCAGGUGGUACUGAUACACACUUAGCUUUACUUGAUUUACGUCCUCUUGGACUUGAUGGUGCAAAAGGAGAGAAAGUACUUGAAUCUGUUUCAAUUGCUGUUAAUAAAAAUACAUGUCCAGGAGAUAAAUCUGCUCUUAAGCCUUCUGGCAUUCGAUUAGGUACACCUGCAUUAACAACUCGUGGUUUUCGUGAAAAUGAUAUAAUUGAAGUUGCUAAUUAUAUUGAUCAAGCAAUAAAAUUAGCUGUUGAAAUAAAUAAAUCCAAGGAUGAUAAAAAAUCUUCUCAAGUAACAUUAAAAGAUUUUAAAGAAAAUAUGAAACGAAAUGAACAUUUAACAAAUAUACAAAAUUUAAAACAUUCCAUUGAAUUAUUUGCUGAAAAAUAUCCAAUGCCUGGUUAUGAUGAAAUUUAA